Trichomonas vaginalis G3 is the source of this 1115-nucleotide messenger RNA. Its product is annotated as organellar and viral DNA polymerase type B. The transcript has a single exon. The record is from RefSeq and is a predicted model, not a curated record. The annotation marks the transcript as partial. Lineage: Eukaryota; Parabasalia; Trichomonadida; Trichomonadidae.
AUGUAUAAAAAGCUAUCUAGAUUAGACCAUGAAGAAAUUAAGAAGUUAUUGAAGAAUGCUGACAUUGAAGUUAGCAAAAGAUAUGCGACUAACAAAUCUUCAUUAGCUAAAUACCUCAAUGAUUACAGAGGUGCAGUUACUUACGAGAAAAUCAAUGAUUACAUUAAUAACAAAACAUUUCCUUUAAAUGAUGUUCAGGUUAAUUUAUAUCAUAAACAAGCAGUACCGAAGGAAGUAAGGCAGGAAAUUCAUGAUAUGAUGAAUGUUGAUGUAGGUGAAACGAGAAAGAAGAAAAGCGAUGAAGAAAAGAAAAAUAUAGCUGUAAAGUAUGCAAAAGCAAUUGCACAAUUACGCAAAGCAAACGAAGUUAUUAAAUCUAUAGACGAUAAAGCUCUUGAUGACGAAAAAUGGUUAAAGAAGGAUGAAAAUAAUAAACGCAAAAAUGUUAAAGCAGGAAAUAGAAUCAUAGAUUUUAAUAUUCGUGAACUCAAUGAAGAAAACAGAAAUUACCUACAUGAACGUUUCGGUAAAAUGUUUAUUAGGCUUCUGCAGAAGAUAAAAGUAAAUUCACAGCAAAAAUGGAUGAUUUGUUAUAAACUCGAUGGUAAAUUUACUAAUUCAACAUUGAAUAUCGAGAACAUCGGAGCUUUGCUUCAUCAGUUAAAGCAAGAAAACUUUAUAACAGAGAUUGAAGCAAACGCAGCCGGAAUAAUUGAAAAACAUUAUGAUUUCUUCAUGACAAAUAUUAAGAACCUCGAAGAAAUUAAAAUGUAUGAUUUAACUGAAUAUGAAGGAUUAACGAUGAGCGAUAUUAAGAAAGGUAAGCCACAGAAGAGAGAAAAAAGAGAUGAAAGUAAAUUAACAGCACGUCAGCAAAGAUUAUUAAACAGACUUAAAGAAAUAGGAGAUAAACAGGAUAUAGAUGAUUUUUGGAAUGAAAUUCUUGAUGAAAAGAGAACGAAUAAAAAGAGAAGUGGUGAGUUUUGGAAGUAUCUUUGCAGAUUACCUAUAAAUCUUGAACGCUAUCAAAUUUUCAAUGAACUUAACAAAAGAACUGCUAAGUUGAUGACAGAAGAUAACUGCUUCGUUUAUGCUUGCAUUCAGGCUGGAGUUGA